ACUCAAGACUUUCAGACAAAAAACGCAGAGAGGCAAGAGGCGAUAGGAGAGGAGCCGAUGGGAUGUCGGUGCCACCACAGAGAGAGAGAGAGAGAGAGAGAGACAUACUGGUGGUCGCAGCGAUGAAGACAACUCCCAAGCCCUAGAUCUGCAUUGGAUCUGCUCAAAUCUGGACUCUAAGAGAUAUGUAUUACGACAAGUACCUCAGCUGGCUUAGAGCAGAUCCUGCCAUGGAUGUUCUAUCAUAAAGUUAUUGGGGUUUCAACCUUUUUUCUGUUUGUGGAAGGAAAUGCUGCAUCUACUAGUGUAUCUAAAGUCCUGGAAUCUAUUCCAGGAGUAAAAGUAAUCUACAGAACAAGAGAGUUAGAAGAGCAACAAGCCAAGAGUCGGAUCUGGAAUGAGACAUGGCUGUCCAGUUUCUUUUACAAACCAUGCAACCACGAGCUCUUCGUGAAGCAGUCUCUUAAUAUGGAGAUGGCUAUUGUCAUGGCAAGGGAUUCUGGGAUGGACUGGAUAAUUCAUCUCGAUACGGAUGAAUUACUACAUCCAGGCGGUGCACGGGAGUACUCUUUGAGGCAGUUGCUGCUGGAUGUGCCUAGGAGCGUGGAUAUGGUUGUCUUUCCGAACUAUGAGAGUAGUGUUGAAAGAGACGAUGUCAAGGAACCUUUCACUGAGGUAUCCAUGUUCAAGAAGAACUAUGACCAUUUGCCAAAGGAUACCUACUUUGGCAUGUACAAAGAGUCAACUCGUGGUAACCCAAACUACUUUUUGACUUAUGGAAAUGGGAAAUCAGCUGCUCGAAUUCAAGAUCAUCUUCGUCCAAAUGGUGCACACAGAUGGCAUAAUUAUAUGAAAACCCCAAAUGAGAUCAAAUUUGAAGAGGCCGCUGUUCUACAUUACACGUAUGCCAAGUUUUCAGACUUGACUUCAAGACGAGAUCGAUGUGGUUGCAAGCCGACGAAGGAGGAUGUAAAAAGAUGUUUUAUGUUGGAAUUUGACAGAUCUGCAUUCAUAAUUGCUUCAACAGGGACAGAAGAGGAAAUGCUAAAUUGGUAUCAUGAACACGUUGUGUGGACUGACAAAACACUAAACUUGAAACUGUUGAGGAAGGGCAUUUUGACUCGAAUAUAUGCUCCUAUGGUUGUCAUUCAAGGUUUGAGGGAGUCUGGCGUUUUUAGCUCUGUUAUAGCAUCUGCCCCCUCAACUCUCUCGAAGGACAAGUUCUUAGCAUCCAUUGAGAGGAGUAACUCAUCCCGAGCUGCUGCUUCUAAAUCACUUCCCUCAAGGAAGAUUGGUAGAAGCAGAGAGUCUCAAGCCACCGCUAGGAAGGCUUUAGAGAUUGCAGCUACCUCAAUUCAUGAGGCAGCUGUCCCGCCCUUGUCUCCCCCGGGCAUGGAUGGUGACCUCACGAUUGAAGCUUGA
Messenger RNA from Ilex paraguariensis (yerba mate), 1422 nucleotides. NCBI's taxonomy places the organism in Eukaryota, Viridiplantae, Streptophyta, Magnoliopsida, Aquifoliales, Aquifoliaceae. The record is from the annotation of a GenBank genome assembly.